AUAACCAACGUCUUACAACUUACAACGGCAACUAUUUCUUGAUGAACUACCGAGAUGACCAUGACUUUUUUUUUGUUAAGUGACUGAGGCAACUUGAUCAGGACAACCAAUAACAAGAUGACGACUUUGGAAGUGCUACUCGGUGGUCCGUUUGGCGACUGCCAAAACUCCCGCAAAGGGCGAAAAACUUUCAGCGGCUCCACUCCACUCCACCCGGGAUGUGCUCAAUCCGCUGGACUCUCACCGACCCGACCCAUUUCAGAGAAAUCGCUACUGAACCUGUGGGUGGUCACACUCUGAACCAGACGGUCAUGGACAGUUUGCAAAAUCAAGGCGGACCCCUCUAACAUCCGCUAGCCUUUAGCGAGGUAAGCAAUGACUGAGGCUAGUUUCCGGGAGGGACAGGAUUCCCCUUGGUGGAAAAGGUCUGUCUGGACAUCUGGUGCCUGUCUGGAAACCGUCUUUGGGGCAUGUUUUUGGAUGGUCCAGAAGGUUCCACAUGGUCCAAACAGGAAAGGGACAGAUACUUUGGUGGAGGAUCUUUGGAGAACGUGUCUGGAUCUUCUGGUGGAGAACCAAAUAUAGAUCUUGUGAGGAAAGGCAAAUGUGGAUCUUCUGGUGGAGAACAAAAUAUGGAUCUUGUGAGGAGAGGCAAAUACAAAUCUUCUGGUAGAGAACCAAAUAUGGAUCUUGUGAGGAAAGGCAAAUGUGGAUCUUCUGGUGGAGAACAAAAUAUGGAUCUUGUGAGGAGAGGCAAAUACAAAUCUUCUGGUAGAGAACCAAAUAUGGAUCUUGUGAAGAAAGGCAAAUACGGAUCUUCUGGAGGAGAACAAAAUAUGGAUCUUGUGAGGAGAGGCAAAUACAAAUCUUCUGGUAGAGAACCAAAUAUGGAUCUUGUGAAGAAAGGCAAAUACGGAUCUUCUGGUGGAGAACAUGGAGUGGCAUUUUGACCAAGAGUUGACAGCCAUGUUUCUUACUGUGUUCCUAGUCCUAUAUGGCACCACAGCUUUAGUCAAGGCCCUAGUAUAUUUUCAUCCCUGACUGUGAUUAGUGGCUUUAUUUAUUUAACACAAAAUGAAAGGAACUCUCCACUUCAAACACUUGGCUCAUGGCCUCACUUUUGAAGCACGCUGGUGAGACUGCCAAGCACGAUGUCAACGGCAACAGGACAGUUCCGCCAUUUCCUGAGGGAAUGCAGAUGGUCAUGUUUGGCAUGGGCUGUUUCUGGGGGGCGGAGAGGAGGUUCUGGCGGCAGAAGGGCGUGUACUCUACCCAGGUGGGCUACUCAGGUGGCUACACCGCCAACGCCACCUACCAUGACGUCUGCACAGGUAAAACUGGCCAUACUGAAGUGGUGCGGGUGGUCUUCCAUCCAGAGAACAUCACUUUUGGGAAUCUGCUGAAGGUCUUCUGGGAAAGCCAUGACCCCACUCAAGGCAUGCGGCAGGGUAACGACGUGGGCACCACCUACCGCUCAGCCAUCUACACCUACACCCCUGAGCAGCUCCAGGAAGCCCAGGCCUCCAAAGACCAGUACCAGAAGGAGUUAGCGAAGGAUGGCUUUGGGGCCAUCACCACGGAGAUAGCCGAGGCCAAAAAGUUCUACUACGCCGAGGACUACCACCAGCAGUACCUCAGCAAGAACCCCGACGGCUACUGCGGACUGGCCGGCACUGGGGUGACCUGCCCAAUAGGAGUGCGCUCUUAGAUUGGGUUCCACUGGCUAGUUUUUAGAGAGAGUUGCCUUAAUGAUGCACAUGAAAGCAUUUCAGUGAAUAUGAGUAUUGUGCAUUUCUGCUAUGAUGAGUAUUGUAAUAAUAAAGGAUACUUGUUAA
This is a messenger RNA of Alosa alosa (allis shad), 1835 nucleotides long. RefSeq names its product methionine sulfoxide reductase A (gene msraa). Bases 1109 to 1708 code for a protein of 199 amino acids. Gene Ontology annotation, cellular component: cytoplasm. The record is from RefSeq and is a predicted model, not a curated record. Lineage: Eukaryota; Metazoa; Chordata; Actinopteri; Clupeiformes; Clupeidae. Gene Ontology annotation, molecular function: peptide-methionine (S)-S-oxide reductase activity. Gene Ontology annotation, biological process: cellular response to oxidative stress. The transcript is spliced from 6 exons.